Molecule: messenger RNA, 870 nt
Organism: Balearica regulorum gibbericeps (East African grey crowned-crane)
Lineage: Eukaryota; Metazoa; Chordata; Aves; Gruiformes; Gruidae
Source: RefSeq, a predicted model, not a curated record
AUGGGGUGUUUCCCCUUCUGUGAGGGCCCCCCCCUUCUCUGUGGGGUUCCCCUCUCUGGGGCUCCGAGCGGUCUGCGCCAGCUCCGCUUGAAAGCACCCCGUGUAAACGCGGCCCCCGAAAGCGUGGGGUCACCGUGCGGGUUUGUGAUCUCCCGUGCAGAUCUCAGGAAGCAGGCGAGGCAGCUGGAGAACGAGCUGGACCUGAAGCUGGUCUCCUUCAGCAAACUCUGCACCAGCUACAGCAGCACCCGAGACGGAAGGCGCGACAGCUCUGACACAACUCCCCUCUUAAAUGGAUCAAGCCAGGACAGAAUGUUUGAGACCAUGGCUGUGGAGAUUGAACAACUUCUGGGAAAGCUUACUGGAAUAAAUGACAAAAUGGCAGAAUACACAAAUAGCGCAGGAGUCCCGUCCCUGAAUGCUGCACUGAUGCAUACGUUACAGCGUCAUAGAGACAUAUUGCAGGAUUAUACGCACGAAUUCCACAAAACCAAAGCAAACUUCUUGGCGAUACGAGAAAGGGAAAAUCUGUUGGGAUCAGUACGAAAAGAUAUCGAAUCAUAUAAAAGUGGGUCUGGAGUGAAUAACAGAAGAACAGAACUAUUCCUGAAGGAACACGAACACCUUCGAAACUCAGAUCGACUGAUAGAAGAAACAAUAAGCAUUGCCAUGGCAACUAAAGAAAAUAUGACUUCGCAGAGAGGGAUGUUGAAGUCAAUACAAAGCAAGAUGAAUACCUUGGCUAAUCGGUUUCCAGCAGUGAACAGCCUGAUUCAAAGGAUCAACCUUCGGAAACGACGAGAUUCUCUCAUCUUGGGUGGCAUUAUUGGCAUCUGUACCAUCUUACUGCUGCUAUAUGCUUUUCAUUGA